Messenger RNA from Mesocricetus auratus (golden hamster), 2861 nucleotides. RefSeq names its product PWWP domain-containing DNA repair factor 3A-like. Lineage: Eukaryota; Metazoa; Chordata; Mammalia; Rodentia; Cricetidae. The record is from RefSeq and is a predicted model, not a curated record.
GGUUGCCAUGACAACGGGGACAAGCCAUUCUUUCCUGGUUACAGAUACAUUUGUGAAGGAUACUCAGACCGGAUACUCAGACCGGAGAGGUGGAGUCGCUAGGCAGACAGGCAAAGCGCGUAGCUUUAUCGUUUCAGGCCCCGAGAGCAUAGAUCACCAACCCACGUAAAUGGAUGCCUCGUCUCUGUUUGGCGACGAUUGUCACAUGUGCUCCUGACCGUUUUCGUGUGACAGCACCUUACCCGAGAUAGUUGUGGCUUGUGUUGUCUGGGAGGAGCCUGAAGGCAUCUAAGGAGGAGGGAGGGAAGCCACCUGCAAGUUCCCAUCUGGAGAAAAUGUGAAUUAACCUGGAACACGGGGGCUGCGUGCAAGUUCUUGAUAGAAGGCCUUCGGACACGGGGCCGAAGCAUGUGCUGAGACAGAGAUUUCAGGAUCCCAUCUUGCCCACUUUUCCCUGCACCUCUGGCUACAGGACACGCCCACAUCACCCUGAGCUAGGACGUCAAUUCAAGCUUGUCUAACAUAUUCUGGAGGGAGGAUAGACCUACGGGCAGGGUGACCAGGCCACAGACGACCAGCAGUCAAGGCGCCCACCACAAGCAAGGGAGCGACCCUGUCCUGAGCAGCACAGCUCCAGAGUCCCGUCACCAUGGACUCUGCAGAGUAUGUGCUCUGUGGCUGGAAGGGCCACCUGUGGCCUGCGAGGGUGUUAUCCAGACCCAGGACCUCAGCCCACAGUAAGAGGAGAGGGGCAUCUUUCCUGGAGGUCCAGAUUCUGCCUGUGGGGGAGAAGACGAGAGUGAGGAGCACAGAGGUGAGGCCCCUAACCGAGUCGGAAAUUGUGACCAUCGCCUCCGUGGCAGGAAAGGAGUCACAGGGCAAUGGCUCGCCACGGCAGACCAGGGCAUACAGAAGAGCCCUCAAGGUGGCGCUAGACGUUCUGGGCAAGGGAACCUGCUUGUAUCAAGGAGGAAGGGCGCGUGGCCGAAGAAGAAACAGCACAGUGACUCUGAAGGUUCCAAGAGAGCAGGCCAGCUCCAGCUCACGCCAGCGCCUGCACCUCCAAGAGCACAACCAGAAAGGCCAGGGGCUCUCCCACAGGAGUCCUGGGAAGCGGGGCCGCCUGGGACCUGUGUGGGUGGGCUCACAGAAUGAGCCUGCAGUGCAAGGGGGGAAAGCCCAGGCACACACUGCUGUUGGGCUCCCUCACUUUGAAACGCAAGGGAACUUGUUAAGAGGCACUAGAGUGUGGCCAAGUUCCUCCAAGCCACCAGCAGGAAAUGCUGGUGACCAUCCGGGCAGGAGGAAGCUGAGGGCAUCCAAGCUCAGGUCUUUCAGCGCCCCAGCCUCCAGGGGGAGGGCCCGAGCUAAAAAUGAGCAGCAGGCUGCCUCUGGGCCACCCAGGCAGGCCUCUACCUCACCCAAAGCUCUCCGGCACCAAGUACGGCAUGGCGGCCUGGAGACCAGGGCUAUGGGAGCCCAAAAGAAGACCACCCUCCCAGGGAACGAGCAGGACCCCGGCCCUGGGACUCCAAAGCCAGACUCAAAGGGCAUCGGCAGCCUGCACGCCCCGGUCCCGAGGCUGCGAAGAUCACUCCGCAUUGCUUGCCGGAAAAGGAAGGUGCAUGUACGGUGUGCACAGUGCAUGCUCCCGGAACUGAACAUUCCAGUGCACUCAAAGGUGACUGGCACCAGGGUCAAGAGGAGAGUGACUGGAGUUCAAGAAGUCUGCCAAGCCACCAACGUGACUUGUGCCCAGGGGCCAAAUGCCAUCGAACGAGGCAUGCUGGUCUGGUUCAAAUUCCAGGACCUUCCUUUCUGGCCAGCGGUGGUCAAGAGUGUCAGCAAAAACGACAAGAUGGCGAGGGUGCUGUUGGUCGAGGGCAACAUGCAGCUUGAGCACAGGGGCAUCCGAGUCCCUCUCCGCAAGCUGAAGCCCCUGGACUGUGGGGAGAAAUCAGUGCUCUUGAGGAGAGCCAGCAGAGUGUAUGGCCAGGGCAUCAACUGGUGCCUGUCAGUGAUCGACCACUACAGAGAGGACCUCGCCUGCGGCUCCUUCCUGGGCUCCUUUAUGGACUACUACACCGCCCAAGCCAGUUACCCGCUAAGGAGAGCCAUCCAAGAGGGCGAGCUGCACAUUGAUUUCCCCAAGGUGAGCUAUGCUGACCUGGAAGACUGGGAGGAGGAGACCUCCCUGGGUGGGAAGGGGCCCCGCAAGAAACUCCUGCCUGACCGCAUGAGGGCCGCUUGGGACAGAGCCAACCGGAAGCUCGUAGACUUCAUCCUGAAGAGAAAGGCAGACCAGCACCUGCUGGACAUCGUAAAGGGCAGGAAACCGUCCAGGUGGCUGGAUAACCUUUGGAAGUCAAACAGGGAAGUCUUCUGCAUUGAGACCUACCUGGAAGAUGAGGACCAGUUGCAUCUUGUGGCCAGACAUUUGCAAGAGAUAUCCAAGGAAGCAGAUGAGGCCCUGCUGUCCCUGGCAAGAGGGGACAAAGUCCGACUUACCAUGGAGGUUCUUCUUCCAGAAGCUAUCAUCUGCUCCAUCGCUGCCCUGGAUGAGCUCAGCUACAAGGAGGCAGAAGAGAAGUACCUGCGUGGCCCACCCGUGCACCAUCGUGAGAAAGAGCUCUUUGAUAAGACCAUCCUAAAGGUGGCCAGGAAGAGGUCAGCAGCCAGGAUUUGGGCUGCCAGGGACCCCUCUGCGCCCACUCCUUAGAAGGGAGCUUCCUCCUUUCAGCCAUCACCCCUGCAGCUCCGCCUCCAAAAGAUGACCAUCUGGGAGACACUGUGGGGCUUGAAAGGUCCUCACAGCAUGCAUGUUUAUCCCCACCGCCCCGAAAUAAAUAAAUGAUCACGUC